Messenger RNA from Oncorhynchus keta (chum salmon), 812 nucleotides. It is a transcript of the gene mrps18c, whose product is annotated as mitochondrial ribosomal protein S18C. Gene Ontology annotation, cellular component: mitochondrial small ribosomal subunit; ribosome. Gene Ontology annotation, molecular function: structural constituent of ribosome; small ribosomal subunit rRNA binding. The record is from RefSeq and is a predicted model, not a curated record. Gene Ontology annotation, biological process: mitochondrial translation. The coding region runs from base 338 to 736 and encodes 132 amino acids. The transcript has 7 exons. NCBI's taxonomy places the organism in Eukaryota, Metazoa, Chordata, Actinopteri, Salmoniformes, Salmonidae.
ACGUCAAAUAGACAGAGCUCAAUUUUGGCUCUACAAUUUCGAUAUUACUCGCUGGUCGACAGAGAGGGGUUUGCGCCUCUAUGGGGCAAUGUUUCGUGUUAAUUAUUCGCAUGUGGAAAGCAAUGCCGAGACAAGAAAAGUCUGACAGUGGGAGUGAAGUUUGUGGAAAAAGUGGACUCUUGCCUUUAGGCUGAUCCAAUUGCGGUUUCACGGUGGGUGAAAAAAGGGGUUUGGUCAUGUGGAAUCGGUGAGGGUAACUUGAAGUGGUCUAGUGAUAAUUGUUUUGUCUUUCUGCUGAGGACGAAUGCGCUCCAAGUAAAACGAAUGGGGGUCAAAAAUGUUUGCUGUCCGAAGCUUUCGAUCUUUACAAUUCACAUUUUCACAGCUUGGAGGCACACAACAAUGUAUCAGAAGUCUGUCAGGCUCGUCUAAUGUAGUCCAGAAGAACGAUGACAUGCCUUUACAGAUGGAGAAUCCAUACAAACAACCACAGAAGGGCUGCAUUCUCUGUAACAUCACAGUGGACUUCAAGAAUGUUCAGCUGCUGUCCCAGUUUAUAUCCCCACACACAGGAAGAGUUUACGGCAGGCACAUAACAGGUCUAUGUGGUAAGAAACAGCGGGAGAUCGCCAAAGCCAUAAAGAAAGCUCAUUCGAUGGGAUUCAUGUCUGUAACCCACAAGGACCCAAAUUUUAUGAAAGAUCCAAACAUCUGUGACAUCCGGCACUUGGAGUAACUGUGUCCGCCUGUAUUGUGGAGCUAGUCUAGCAUAGAUACUGUAAUUGUGUAUUAAAACAUUUUUCAAUGUGGAA